Messenger RNA from Pocillopora verrucosa, 2016 nucleotides. RefSeq names its product S-methylmethionine--homocysteine S-methyltransferase BHMT2. The record is from RefSeq and is a predicted model, not a curated record. NCBI's taxonomy places the organism in Eukaryota, Metazoa, Cnidaria, Anthozoa, Scleractinia, Pocilloporidae. Gene Ontology annotation, molecular function: betaine-homocysteine S-methyltransferase activity.
GAAUAAAUCAUGUCAGCUGAGAAGAUUCGCCUACCUUAAAGUAAAUUUUCUUGUGGCGCUUGUUUUCACACUAAGAUUUAUCUAGCUUCUUAUCUAAUAAUCCACCCCGCAGAAGCAUGGAGUUCUGAAGAGAUUAGACACUGUCGAGGUUGUCAUUGGGGAUGGCGGCUUCCUUUACUGCAUGGAGCGGCGUGGUUAUGUUAAAGCAGGCGCCUGGACACCAGAGGCUACUGUAGAACACCCAGAAGCUGUUCGACAGCUUCACAGUGAAUUUCUGAGAGCCGGAGCUGAUGUAAUGCAAACAUUUACAUUUUAUGCCAGUAAAGACAAGCUGGAAAAUCGCAGCCAUUCAGCUGGACAGAUCGGGGUUAAAAAAAGGGUGUAACGCUUUAAAAACCUAAUUCAUGCAGUUGUGUGAUUAUUCCAUUGUCAACCGGUUCUAAGCCCGACGAUCCGCCUUCCCCAUAAGAUCAAACCAUUCACGCCAAAAACAAAAUAAAUACAUAGAUAAAUGAACAUGUUAAUAGAUAAGGUAAUAAAAUUUAAGAAGUAAAGAACAGUGGGCUAAGUUUUAAUCUUGGACCUAAAAAUUUAAGAAAAACCUUUAGGAACUUUGAAAGAGCUUGAACCCAAACUAAACACUUCAGACAUGACUAGCACAUAGUGAAAGAACCGAAACAGCCAAACACCUCUUGAUUCUGUACUCUACAUAUCUAUUUGAUUUAUAGUAUGAAGCCAUAAACCAAUCUGGGUGCGUACUGGCAAGGGAUGUGGCCAGCAAAGGAGAUGCUCUGGUGGCGGGGAACAUCUCACAGGUGCCGGAUUAUCUAAGCGGGCCUGGAAAGGAGGUAGUGCAGAAAGAAGACAAACGGAUAUUUUUGUCCAGAAUGACGUCGAUUUCUUGAUAGGGGAGGUAUGUUGAGCAAGCCGAAUGGGCAACAGAAGUGAUAAAGGCCACAGGGAAACCAGUCGUUGUGUGUCUGUCCAUCAGUUUAGCCGGCGAUAUGACUGGUAUUCUGCCUGGGGAAUGCGCUGUUAGAGUAGCACGUGCUGGUAAAAUCCCAGCAUUUGUUUAGCUGUCAUGAAAGAAAUGAAGACUGCUUUGGAAAAAGAAGGUCUUCAACGCCAUCUGAUAGUGCAACCUGUUUGUUAUCACACCCCUGAGCUGACAUAUGACCGCAUAGGAUUGUCUGGUCUGCCUGAGUUCCCAUUUGCUCUUGAAUCUCGCCUAAUGAGCCGCUGGGACGUGCAGAAGUACGCUCGUGAGGCGUAUGACAUGGGAAUCAGGUACAUUGGAGCCUGCCGUGGAUAUGAGCCUUAUCGUGUUCGAGUCAUAGCGGAAGAGCUCGCUAAAGGGAGGGGUAAAUUACCUCCAGCUAGCGAGAAGCAUGGCCUGUGGGGAGACGCCCUACGGCAGCACACUCAUCCGUGGGUUAGAGUUAGGUCAUUAUAGGCUCUUCUCAUCAUUGUCAUAGCCCCUUGUCGACCAAUUAACAUGAGCUUAUCGAUGGAACCAUUACCCGGUGCCAUCAAAAAUGGAUAUCCAAGCGCGUUCGUUCCAAGCAACCCCCUACAAUGGUGCUUUAAUAGCUGGUGAAGAGGGUGCAAUUUUGACAGGCGCCGAUGCACGCAGACACAAAUGGGCUCCAUAUACAAAUGAAUCUUGAACAGAUGUUCUACGAUUUGAGUUUGAGCGUAGUCUGCAACUUGGAGCACAUGUUUUGCCAUCUGCCAUAACUGGCUAUCUUCUGGGGUAUAAACUGGAGAGUCUAAAGGGAAUACAAUUAAGAAGUGAUAGGCAAUUUUUGCAUGCCUGAUCUCAGCAAUGUAACAGAACACAGCUUGCUGAGGGUUUUCCCUAUUUCCGCGUUCAGUGGUGUCAUAAGAAAUCUUGUCAUGUGUUGAAUUAACGACCAUCAUUAUUUGGAACAAAGAAUAGUAAAUUAUGGUCUUUAUGGUUGGAACAAAGAAUAAGACAAGAAUUUUUUUUUUGCAUAUACUUUAGUAAAGUGUGAA